AGCUUCUUGUUGGCUAGGCUAACGCCGGCUAUAUCAUCUAAGCGGUGUUUCGCCGCUUCGCACGUUGCUAGCUAGUUGCAAUGUUGUAGCUAUUAGCACGCUAGCCAUUCCUUCGCUGGGAGGGAGACCCGCCGUUGAGUUUAACCAACCUACGUAGUUGAUCAUCAUUAAUUUCAGAAUCCGACCGUCCCUGUUAAACUGAAACAAUUCACCUAAACACCUGCUAGCUCGCUGUCUUUCUCUCUGUUAGCCUGCUAGCGCUGUUAGCCUGCGAGCGCUGUUAGCCUGCUAGCGCUAAGCGUCCGUUCACCGUUUCCUCCCCUCAGUGAGAUCCGUCUCGUGUCCGACCGGAGGACCAUGGCGAUGAGACAGACUCCGCUCACCUGUUCGGGUCACACCCGGCCCGUGGUGGACCUGGCCUUCAGUGGAAUCACUCCCCACGGAUACUUCCUCAUCAGCGCCUGUAAAGAUGGCAAGCCUAUGUUGCGCCAGGGAGACACAGGGGACUGGAUAGGAACGUUUCUGGGUCACAAAGGUGCUGUCUGGGGAGCCACUCUGAACACAGACGCCACCAAAGCAGCCACGGCCGCAGCUGACUUCACGGCAAAGGUGUGGGACGCAGUGAGCGGAGACGAGAUCCUCACACUGGCACACAAACACAUCGUCAAGACGGUCACCUUUACUCAGGACAGCAGCUGUCUGCUCACGGGAGGAAACGACAAGCUGCUGCGCAUCUACGACCUCGCCAACCACGAAGCAGCCCCUCAGGAGAUCGCCGGUCACACCUCAGCCAUUAAAAAAGCCUUAUGGUGCAACAACGACAAGCAGAUCCUCUCGGCUGCAGACGACAAAACCAUACGGCUGUGGGACAGAAGCUCCAUGACGGAGGUGAAGACGCUGUCGUUCGACACGUCUGUCAGCAGCAUGGAGUACGUGCCGGAAGGAGAGAUUCUUGUCAUCACGUACGGAAAGACCAUCGCGUUCUACAACGCUCAGAGCCUGGACUUGAUCAAAAAGGUGGAUGCUCCAGCUCCCAUUAACUCUGCCUCCCUCCACCCGGAGAAGGACUUCUUCGUUGCGGGCGGAGAAGACUUCAAGCUCUACAAAUUUGACUACGGCACCAAAGAGGAGCUGGAGUCGUAUAAAGGUCACUUUGGUCCGGUUCACUGUGUUCGCUUCAGUCCGGAUGGAGAGCUGUACGCCAGCGGCUCUGAGGACGGCACGCUGCGACUCUGGCAGACGGCUGUGGGGAAAACUUACGGCCUGUGGAAGUGUGUCCUUCCUGAGGACCUGGUGGCAGAGAACUCUGAGCAGCUGUACACGUCGCCCCCUGAGAUCAAGGCCUGAGGAGAAAUCAGCGCGGUUAGCAAACGGGACGAGGAAAGGAAAGAAGGGGACGAGCGGAGCGGAGGGGUGUUCCAGGGUAAAAUCAGGCCCCAGCAAGGAGCAGAGUCCAGAGCAUCCAUCAGGACCUGAUGUGGAUAUUAUGACUGCCCUGUCUGUCAUAGACACGCACACACGCACACACACACACACGCACGCACACACACACACGCAUUUACUGCAGCCGUGAGCACAGGAUGGGCUGCAGAGUGAAGCAGUAGAGCUGUGAGCAUCUCCUCAUCGCUGCCUGCUUUCUCUCUGAUCAGUCCAGUUCUGUGCGUCUGCUUCAACUGACUUUAUCUCCCCCCUAAAGACCCCAAGUUACCCCCCCCUCCUCCCCCCAUUACACACCCCACAUGAUGCUUAGAUCGGUUUUGGUUUGAAAGUUAACGUAUUGAAUGAGCUGGACCAACGCUUGUGUUUUCAGUUCAUAGAAUACUGGAGGUCGCUGCACAGUUUGUGCUGACGUUUUGGCUCUUUUAUUUGUUCUGAACAGUCGCUUUGAGUGUUCGCUGCUGUCGUUCUGGUUCAGUCUGAGAAGUUAAUGUUGAAAUAAAAAGAAAAAUAUGUUUUGUGACUAUUUGGAAAGGGGGAAAAGGGUCACUUUAUUUCACUUGGUUUCUGUCUACAUUUAUGUCCAGUGAAGAAAUAAACAAAACGCAUCGCUGUUUAAUUUGUAAGUGAUGCACAAAGAGCAACGCCGUGUUUUUAAUUAUGUUCAAAGUUUUUAAUGUGCACGCAUCAACAAGUCUCACACACUCACUCAGAGUGUAUGAAGGGGCCAAAAAACAACCAUGAACAGGCACUCUUGUUGUUGUCUCUCUUUAUAAAAGUUAUUGCUCGCACACAGCAGUUUGUUCCGACUUUUUUUAACUGGGGUUUCCCACCUGGGGGACACUGACAUGCUGGCAAAUAUAUAUAUUUUUUUACUCUUUCUAGCCUCAGUAAUAUGAUCUGUAAGGGCGCGCUGACACGUGGCCCAGUUG
Labrus bergylta (ballan wrasse) is the source of this 2369-nucleotide messenger RNA. It is a transcript of the gene strap, whose product is annotated as serine/threonine kinase receptor associated protein. The record is from RefSeq and is a predicted model, not a curated record. Gene Ontology annotation, cellular component: SMN complex. Gene Ontology annotation, molecular function: RNA binding; protein binding. Lineage: Eukaryota; Metazoa; Chordata; Actinopteri; Labriformes; Labridae. Gene Ontology annotation, biological process: spliceosomal snRNP assembly.